AUGGGGAAAGGGGGAAAUCCUUUUCUGGGAGGGCCUUCGUUGAAGUACAAUGUUGCUGCUGUUGGAGAUGCUUCGAAAAUAUGUGCACCGAUGACUACUAAACCGUUAUCAUCGUUUCGUAUCUAUGAAGACUACCUGCAUAAGCACUCAAACGUUCCGUUGUCGAUACCAGUAGAGAGUGUGCCAUUGCAUAGUUCCAGUUGCCAACCAACGUGGGUCAAUAAUGGAAUUCCCAGUACAGUCGUAGGGGGUACAGUGCCAGCUAGUGUAUCCAGCAGUCUAGUACAUACGGCUCCGUCGGCGCCAACCACAUUCAGCAUACCAGUUGUCCAAGCAGUUUCAGACCUAAGGCCUACGAUUGUUCCCCCGAGCGGUGGAAUACAACAACCACAACAAUCGACUACUCCAACCCGAAGUGGACCGUCCGGCGAACAAUUGGCUGCCCGACAAGUGAUGCCAAGAGAACUUCCAAUCUUUUCGGGCGACCCACAGGAUUGGCCCCUAUUUCAUAGUUCGUUUAACAACACUACUGAAGCUUGUGGGUACAGCGAUGCAGAGAAUUUGGCGAGAUUACAGCGUUGCUUGAAGAGACUGUACCGCCGUCCGGGAAUCCUGAUUAAUUCUCUUCUGCAUAAACUGCGGGCCGUUCCAUCUCCGAAAACUGAAAAUCUGCAAUCACAGAUAACAUUCGGUCUGGCGGUGCAAAAUGUAGUAGAUCACAUGACUAUUGCCAAUCUCGGGGACCAUCUUUGGAAUCCUACGUUGCUUCACGAGCUCGUAGAAAAGUUACCAUCGCAACUUAAAAUGCAGUGGUCGUAUUUCAAGAACCGGUACACCUGUACAAAUCUGGCGGUAUUCAGCGCAUUCAUGGCAGAGCUGGUGGUUAUGGCUUCCGAUGUUACACUUCCAUUGGAAGCUAUAAGUUUGAAUACCAAGAACCAGAAACCGGUUAAAGAUAAACCGAAAUUAUUCGUACACUCGGAUGAUCCACCGGAACGGAAACUGCAAGAAAAGGAAUCUGCUUCAAGUGUCUUGGCGAAGAAAACAUGCGUAUACUGCGACAACGCAAACCAUGAAAUCGCGCAGUGUAGGCUAUUCAAAGCGCUCGAUAUCGACGGCAAAUGUAAAGCGGUAAAGCAUAAAAACCUCUGUAGAAGUUGCCUGGUACCGCAUCGAAAGUGGCCAUGUCGCACGAAAAAAGAGUGCGGUGUAGACGGUUGCAGGAUCCAUCAUCACACUCUUUUGCAUUCAUCAAGGAGCACAUCGCUGACAACCGCAGAAAUGCGUACUAUGGGUUCAACCGGGAAUGCAUCGAACGUAGUGCAUCAGAAUCUUCAUUGUGCGAUGCCGUACUCCUUGUUCCGAUAUCUGCCGGUAACUAUACAAGGUAAUGGCCAGCAAAUCCGUACCUAUGCCUUUUUGGAUGACGGGUCUUCAUCAACCCUUCUCGAAUCUAACAUCGCUUCGGCACUUGGCAUCACGGGGAUAACUGACAACCUCUGUUUGAGUUGGACAGGAAACAUUUCGAGGGAAGAAAAAGAAUCACAACGUGUCAGCCUUAUUAUCUGCGGCGGGGGUAAAAAGUUUAAACUACACAACGUAAGAACAGUGCAAGAGCUCCGAUUACCCACACAGACGUUGUGCUACGAAGAUCUGCAACGUUCUUUCCAUCAUCUGAAAGGUCUUCCUAUUCACAGUUAUACAGAUGCGACACCGGGGAUCAUCAUCGGCAUAGAACACGUCCGUCUUCUCACGGCUCAGAGAGUGCGCGAAGGAAGAGAUAACGACCCGGUCGCGAUGAAAACACGUCUCGGGUGGUGUGUGUUCGGGAAAAACUCCGACAACACUGCAACAAUAGAGCAGCUGAAUCUUCAUCAUGACACGCAGGCAGGGAACCGAGAGCUUCACCAAUGGAUGCAACAGUUCUUCGCACUGGAGGAGUCAAGCGUGGUAGUUGUACCAGAAUCUGAAGAUGAAAAACGAGCGCGACAAAUAAUGGAAACGACCACUCGGCGUGUGAAUGGGGCUUUCGAAACUGGUUUGUUGUGGAAGUACAACCACACCCAUUUUCCCGACAGUUACCCAAUGGCAUUACGGAGAUUGAACGCGCUGAUGAAGCGAUUUAGCAAGAAUUCGGCUCUCGGAGCAAGAGUAAAAAAGCAGAUCGAAGAGUACGAAGCGAAAGGGUACGCACAUCGUAUUACGCCGGCAGAGCUCCAAGCAACAGAACGGAGUAAGGUUUGGUACCUACCUCUAGGCGUGGUACAGAAUCCGAAGAAGCCAGAUAAGCUACGGUUGAUUUGGGAUGCUAAGGCGAGAGUUGGAGGAACAUCAUUCAACGACAUGUUGUUGAAAGGUCCGGAUCUUCUGGUGGGACUGAUGUCAAUACUGCUCAGAUUCAGACAGAGAAACAUCGCCAUAGUAGGAGACAUAAAGGAGAUGUUCCACCAAAUCAGAAUAAGACACGAGGAUAAACAAGCACAGCGCUUCCUAUUUCGACAGGAUCCAGAGUCGGUACCCCAGAUAUACGUAAUGGACGUUGCUACAUUUGGUGCAACAUGCUCGCCAUGUCUGGCGCAGUUCAUCAAAAACAAAAAUGCCAACCAUUUCACGGAAUCAUUCCCUCGGGCGGUGAAAGCUAUCACGGAAAACCACUACGUGGACGAUCUUUUGGACAGCGUAGAUACGGUAGAAGAAGCAGUGAAGUUGAUCAACGAAGUGAAACAAAUCCACUCGUAUGCUGGUUUUGAAAUCCGUAAUUUCUGUUCCAAUUCGGCAGCAGUUCUUGGUAGUAUCGGGGAACCGGGGGCCCCAGCGGAGGUAUCCUUAAAUCUUGAAAAUAAUCUUGGGACAGAGUGUGUUCUUGGAUUGGUUUGGAGACCGACUGAGGACGUAUUCACCUUCGACCUGAGCUAUAUGAAGGAAGAAAUUAAGAAGCUGAUUUCAGAUUCAGUGGCACCCACCAAACGUCAGAUUCUGCGUACCGUGAUUGCAUGGGAAGAUUCUUAUGCAGCAGAUCUGGAGAUGCGGAACAGCUAUGCCCUCGAAGACGUCGAGGCCCAUUUAUUUGUGGAUGCCAGUGAGGCGGCUUGUGCUGCAGUUUUGUAUUUACGAUGCAUUCAGAACAGUGUUCCCAAAUGUGCUCUAAUAGCGGGCAAAACAAAAGUCGCUCCGCUAAAACCGAUCUCUGUACCCCGUUUGGAGCUGCAAGCGGCUAUGAUAGGAACGAGGAUGAUGGACUCUGUGUUGCGGUCUUUGGAUAUCCAUGUUAGCAGGCGAUAUCUCUGGUCUGACUCCUCCACCGUGCUUUGUUGGUUGCGAUCCGAUAGCCGCCGAUAUCAUCAGUUUGUGGCUGUCCGAGUGAGGGAGAUCCUCACGUUAACCAAUACGAAUGAGUGGCACUCGAAAAUAAAUAUCGCCGACGCAGCCACGAAAUGGAAAGAAGGCCCCAACUUCGAUCCGAACGAUUCGUGA
Messenger RNA from Armigeres subalbatus, 3474 nucleotides. RefSeq lists its product as uncharacterized. The coding region runs from base 1 to 3474 and encodes 1157 amino acids. NCBI's taxonomy places the organism in Eukaryota, Metazoa, Arthropoda, Insecta, Diptera, Culicidae. The transcript has 3 exons. The record is from RefSeq and is a predicted model, not a curated record.